AUAACUAUAAACACAUAUACCCGCGUCCCCCUCCCGCGUCCAAAGUGCAGAAACGGAAUUCUCCCAAAUUCCCUCGUUCAACCCCAAAUUCACACCAUUCUUCGCUGCUGUCGUCGCUCUGUCACGGUUGCGCUGUCGUCGCCCCUCCUGCUCACGCCGCCGUCGCGCUCUGUUGCUGCCGUGCUGUUAUCGCUCCUCACAUUCGCGCCACCGUCGCUCCUCACAUUCGCGCCAUCGUCGCUCCUUGUGCUCACGCCGCCAUUGCUCCGCUGCUGUGGCGCCGCCUUCAUUCCUUCUCUCUGAUGCCGCCGUCGCUCCUCCUUCUCCACUCUCUCUUACGCGUCUUCUCUCCCUCAAUCGAGCUCACAAAAAUUAGAUAUCUUUUGCAGUUAUUGUUACUGAACUUCCAAAUUCCAUUGUCUUAUUUCUAUUCCAAAUUCCCCAAAAUUUGUAAUUAUUUGUUCUUCCAAACAUUUGGCAUAUAUUUAUGCAUUUAUUUCCCUAUUACUAUACUUUUUUCAAAUUAAAUAUUCUCCAGCUUGAUGCCUAUUUGGACUGCUGUCUAAUGCUUGCAGGUGAUUAAAUUGUCUAAUGCUUUUCGAACUUUGAACUCUAUGUUGAAGUGUUGCUGAUCUUGGUGGUGUUCAUGCUAUUUGAUGUUUUUUUAGUUUCAUUUAAACCAAAUCUUUUAAUUAGAGUUCUAUUCAUAGCUUGCUGGAGUGAUGUUCUCCUUCAACCUGUGCCAAAUCUAUAGAAAUGCAUUUCAGAAAAGCAGCUUUCAUGUUAUUGUUGGUUGUUUGUAACAUUUAGCAUUGGAUAUAGAUAAGAUUAUGGAUUAAAAAUGUUAUGUUUGUUGAGUUUAGGAAUUUCAGCACAUUGACUUGAAUAAUGUUGAAAAUGCCAAAUUAGUGAUAGGAAAAUCUAAAAUGACAUUAGUAUUUUCUUGUCUUCUGGUUUCUCCUUAUAAAGUGACAUCCAAAAAAGACAAAAAAAAAAACCUGAAAAAAUAAUUUUAAAAUGAAUAAAUGAAGAAACCUGAUGUAAGAGGUAAAUCAUUUGGAGUUUUAAUUGACAAGAUCAAAUAAUUUUCUCUUUAUUGAAGAAACCUGGAAAGUUUUGUGAUUGGUUGGGGUUGAAAUUGAUGUAUUGAUUGUGUUGUAACUAGCUGGUUUUGUAAUCUUUCUAUUUCUAUUUGAAUGCUAUAUAGUGAUUUAGAAUCCAUUUGUUGAGAGUUCUUGAUUGUUAAGUUCCUUGGUAUGAUGUUUCCAGUGACUCUCUAUUGCUUUUUUUUUAUCCACCGUUGAUUUUGUUGUUUAUGUGAAUAACUCUUGAUUUGGGUGGCUUUCAGUUUUAGAUAUGGAGAUUGAGAGAAGUGGAGAAAACAAAAUUCUUAGACUGAGAUUCACUUCAAGUCACAAGCGUUCAAAGAGGUAUACCUUCUGUUUCAUAUGCUUCAAUUUUUAGCUUCUAUUGUUUGUUGCAUGGAUUGGUGUUCUUCACAUACUUGUAAAUGUUUACACAUGACAACUUGCUUCUAUUUUUACUGUGUUUUCUGUUUCUACAUGACAGUUUUCCUGUUAAGAAAGGAGUGGAGGAACAUGAUAAUCAAUUUGAGGCAUUACCCCUUCUAGCUCUCAUCUUACACUACUUUACCACUUUAAUUUAAUUUCUCAUGCUCUCUGCAAUUGCUUCAUAUGAACUAAAAACAAAAAAAAAAGGAAAAAGACAAUCUUAAUUUGUGCGGAAUAAUAAUAAUGAAAGGUUCAAUAAUUAAAGUAGGAAUCAAAGCAAAGAAAGAAAAGAAAAGUUCUCUCAUGAUUCAUAUAAUGUAUGGCAUAUAUCCUUGGAAAUAGAAAAACAUAAAAACAAAAUGCAUGACUGUUAUAAUCAACUUGUGUGAGUAGGUCUUUGUGUGUGCUUAAUGGCAUGUAUAUUGAUUUUUAGCAAUUCACAAAUGGCACAGCUUGGUUGCACUUCAUUUCAGUGUGCUUUUCUCUUUUUUGUGAAAGUCACAACUACGGUUCACUUUAGUGGAUGAGCUAGUUCUGAAUUUGUUCUCAUUGGAGCCAGGACCGGAUACACUGAUCAACCAGUCACUAAUGUACCAUAAAGAAUUAGAGGAUACACUGAAUUUGUUCUCAUUGGAGCUAAUAAGGCAAUAUAUAUAAUCCUAAUAUUUUGAAGUUGACACCAGUUUGGCCUUAAAAGAAAAUAUGAUAUCUAGUCCGAAUGCAGCUGAAUUUUGACCUCAACUUCAUCUUACCAUCAAAUCAUCAGGUGCUCAGUCAUAUAAUUAUAGUCGUCCUCCUGAACAAAAUAAUGGCAUGUUUGGUAGAUUUUGAUCAAGGCACAACAGGUCAUCAUCACAAAAAUGAGGAUGCUUUGGGUUGUUGUUCAAUUGAUCUGUGCACAUCCUCUAUAAAGAUGGAUGCAGAGGAUACAGAUCUACGUCUUUGCUUCCGUAUAAUUUCUUCCUCAAAAACAUAUACACUACAGCCUCGUUAUGAUAGAGAAAAUAGAAACUCAGCAACUGGUGCUUCAUCAACUAGUCAAUCAGAGGAUGGUGACAAAUAUUUGAUGGAUGACAUAUAUCCAAAGGAAGUCCAUAGUGUCUCUAAGAUUUUAAGGGGAAUUCCUGGGAAUGAUAAAUGUGCUGAGUGCAGUGGUGCUGAUCCGGACUGGGCAUCUUUAAACCUUGGCAUAUUACUCUGUAUAGAAUGCUCUGAAGUGCAUCGAAAUCUUGGAGUUCAUAUCUCGAAGGUGCAUGCUUUAAUAUAUAAAGGAAAACCACUUAUUUUACUUCUACUUGGAAAUGAGAAAAAUUUUAUAAACUGGGUAAAAUUUGUUUUGAAGUUUACCUUUAAAUUUUAAUUUGAAUAUUUUGUAUUAUUGGUGGAUUGUAAUUUAAAUAAAUAUAAGUCUAAGUUUAGUUAUUUAUCUUGUCUUAGAGUCUUU
Arachis ipaensis is the source of this 2955-nucleotide messenger RNA. NCBI's taxonomy places the organism in Eukaryota, Viridiplantae, Streptophyta, Magnoliopsida, Fabales, Fabaceae. The record is from RefSeq and is a predicted model, not a curated record.